Scylla paramamosain (green mud crab) is the source of this 5235-nucleotide messenger RNA. RefSeq names its product L-asparaginase-like. Gene Ontology annotation, molecular function: protein binding; asparaginase activity. Lineage: Eukaryota; Metazoa; Arthropoda; Malacostraca; Decapoda; Portunidae. The record is from RefSeq and is a predicted model, not a curated record. Gene Ontology annotation, biological process: amino acid metabolic process.
GAUAAAUACACUAAACAGCGGCAGUCAGUCUGUUGAAGUGAGAGGUGGAGGUGUUGCCGCUCCUCAGAGUGAAGAGAAUCACGUGUUUCCAGAAGUAAUAAGACACCUUGAGUGAGGGACUACUCCCCCUCACUCCACCCAGCCACUCCAUCCACAGCUAUUCCCUCUCCACCCUUUCUCCUAGCCACUCCACCACUCCCCAGUCACUCCAACCCCUCUCCCACCCACUCCACCACUCCCCACCCACUCCAUCUUCUCUCCCAGCCACUCCACCAUUCCUCACCCAGUCCACCCGGUCUCCCAGCCACUCCAUUAAUUCACCUUAACCCAGAAAAGAGUGAUAAGGAAAUAAAAGCGAGAGGAAGAAAGAGGAGGUGGAAAAAUAGUGAUAAGAGAUACAAGAUAACACGAGGAAGGAAGAGGAAGUGGGGAAAAGAAGUGAGAAGUGAUAGAUAGUGGUAUAGGAAAAAAAAAAAAGAGAAAGCUGAUAAAUAAAAGUAAAUAAGAAUAAAUACGAAGGGAAGGAAGAGAAAGAAAAAUAAGGAAUAUACGAGGGAAGAAGAGAAAGAAAAAAUAAAUACCAUAGGAAAAAGACCAGGAAAUAAAAAAAAACAAUAAACAGUGAUAAAUAAGAAAAUAGUAAGGAAGGAAGGAAGUAAAGAAGAAAAGAAGAACGAAUAAAAAAAGCUAAACCACAAGAAGAGAAAACCAGGAAGGACGUAAAGGAAAGGAGAGAACUGUGAGAAAUAGUAACGAAGGAAGGAAGGAAGCAAGGAAGGCAAGAAGGAAGCACAAGCCACAGCCAUGAUCCGAACAAUUUCCACCACGUCAGAACUGGACGAAAUCAGCGCCAGCUAUGACGUGCCCGUGGUGGACCCCGCUACUGUGCCCAAGGUGCUGUACGGUCAUAGGGCCUCCGUGGACUCGCUGGUGGACCUUGAGUGGAGCCAGGAGUCCCGUGUGCUGGUGCUCUACACAGGAGGCACCAUUGGAAUGAUGAGGAACGACAGGGGACGUCUGGUUCCCAUCCCUCACGAAAUGGAGAUGAACAUUCGCCGCUACCCACACAUGCACGACGAGAUGUACGCGGAGAAGAGAUUCAGCAACUCCGUCACGCAGCCUCUGGUUCUCCCGGAGUGCCAAGGGGAGCGGCGCAGGGUCGUGUAUUGGGUGUAUGAGUACGACCCCCUGCUUGACUCUUCCAACAUGACCAUGGACGACUGGAUCAGAGUGGCCAAGGACAUCAGGGAGGUGUACGAGCUGUUUGACGGGUUCGUGGUGCUUCACGGCACAGACACACUCUCAUACACUGCCGCCGCUCUCUCCUUCAUGCUGGAGAACCUGGGCAAGCCUGUCAUCAUUACCGGGUCGCAGAUCCCGCUGUUUGAGACCCGCAGUGACGGUCGGGACAACUUCAUCGGGUCCCUCAUCAUGGCAGGCAGCUACAGCAUCCCCGAGGUGGCGGUCUUCUUCAACAACAAGCUGUACCGAGGGAACAGAACCACCAAAGUGUCCACCGGCAGUCUGCAGGCUUUCGACUCACCCAAUAUGGCACCCCUGGCAACGGCGGGCAUCUCCAUCCACGUUGACUACCGCUCGGUGUUCCGCCCCACCACGCUGGAGAAAUUCAAAGUGUUCGACCGCCUCAAUCGCCACGUGGGCCUGCUCAGAAUCUUCCCCUCUAUAUCGGCUGAAACAGUGAGGGGCUUCCUGCAGCCCCCCAUGGCAGGCGUGGUGAUUCAGACCUACGGCGCGGGGAACAUGCCCUCCAAUAGAACUGACAUUAUGGAGGCAUUGCGAGAGGCCACAGAGAGAGGUGUCAUCAUCGUCAACAUUACCCAGUGCAUGCACGGCGCGGUGGACGCUAUAUAUGAGACGGGUCAGGCUUUGGUGGAUUCUGGCGUGAUGGCAGGGAUGGACAUGACGCCCGAGGCGGCGCUGACCAAGCUUAGCUACGUGCUGGCCAAAAACGACUGGAGCUUGGAGACUAAGAGAAGGAUGAUGAAGACAAACCUGCGAGGUGAGAUGACAUGCCUGGCACAGGAGGAGGGCGGCCCAGUCAUUGAGGAGGGGCGUGAGGAGCUGGAUGUGGUGGCCUCAAUAUCCCGGGCCCUCCAGCUGGCUUCCUCAGAGGAUGUGGAUCAAGUGAAGGACCUGCUGCUGCCUGCCAUCUUCUUUUCUGCCGUGGUCAAUGUGGACCUCUCCAGAUUGGAGGAGAUAUACAAGAAUGGAGUGGAAAUCAACAUGCAGGACGCCUCAGGGUGGACAGGGCUUCACAUCGCCUCCAGUGAGGGAUUGACGGAGGCAGUGACUUGGCUGUUGCAUCAUGGGGCCUCUGUGCAUAUCAGGGACAAGAUGGCUCGGACACCACUCACUCUAGCCAUUGAGAACGACCGUCAUCAGGUCAUCACACUGCUGGUGAAGACUGGCUCUCACCUGUUGGAGCCUUCCCUCAGGCUUGGUGAGGCACUGGUCACAGCUGCUGCCUCUGAUAACGUGCGGCGUCUCAAGUCAUACCAGCUGGCUGGAGUGGACCUGAGCCUGCAGGACCCUUGUGGCCGGUCUGCACUGCAUGCUGCCUGCACAGUGGGGUCCGAGGAGGCUGUGCAGUUGUUGCUGGCAGCCGGCGUGCCCACAGAUGAGGUGGACCGAACAGACCUCACUCCUGCCAUGUGUGCUCAGAUCAACAACCACCAACACAUUACUGAACUCCUUGAGGCACACCAGCAGCACAAUGGUCCUGGCAAUGUGGACUUUGUGCCUAACUCAACCGUGAAGUCUGGUCGGCAUCUCCGCUUCCUUACCAGAUUUCGCAUUAAGUCUGUCCAGCUAAAGUCCACAGCUGGGUCCUGCAUUCCUGUCUGUGUUGCUGCUCAUCACACCAAUGCUUAUUGAGAUCACCAGUCAACUCUGUGCUCUGCCUUCAAGACCAUAUAUACCUCAUAUUGGUGGUAAACCCAUUAUUCAGAAUCGCUUUGUUUUCUCACCACAACUAUUUUCAAAGGCUCUGCAGAUGAUUAGCCAAGCUCUCAAGAGUGGUUCAUAGUGUAGAAAUUGUUAAUCUGUCACUAGAAGCAUAAAAAUAUCCUUAAAAACAUGUCACUUCAACUACUAAGAGCCUUUUGCAUUUAGUGGAGGUGUGGUGCAGAAGUGUUUCAGAAUAUGGUCUAAACCUGUGCAUGUUACUCAGAGCAGCAAUAGGAAGCAAUAUCACAACACAAAGUAAAUGAAAUGUGUGGGUUGUGAGUAGUAAGGACAUACAUAUAGUGGCCAUAUAUUGAUUACACCAGCCUGUUUUGCCUUCAAGAUAUCCAUCCUAUAAGAACAUAAGAACAUAAGAAAUAAGGGAAGCUGCAAGCAGCCACUAGGCUUACACAUUACACUAUUUCCACCUAUCAUCCCCAUCCAUAAAACCAUCUAAUCUUCUCUUAAAGCUCCCUAAUGUCUUAGCACUAACAACAUGAUUACUGAGUCCAUUCAUCUACUAUUCUAUUCGAGAACCAAUUUCUUCCUAUCUCUUUCUUAAACCUAAAUUUUUCAAGCUUGAACCCGUUAUUUCUUGUUCUGUCCUGGUUGCUGAUCCUAAGAAUUUUGCUUACGUCCCGCUUGUUAUAACCCUUAUAUCACUUAAAGACUUCUAUCAGGUCCCCUCUUAACCUAUCUUGCACUGUUGGUAGAAAUUCAUGCACAUUACUUGGACCAGCAGUAGUAAGCAGUAUCACAACACAAGAUAGAUGAAAUGUGUGGGUUUGUGUGCAGUAGGGACAUAUACAUAGUGGUCAUGUAUGUGUUCACAAGUAAGAUGCCUGCAUUUAAAAAUACUUUGCUCUCUUACAACUGUUUUCAAAGACCAUGAAGAUGAUUAGCCAGAUUCUCAAGAGUGUUUCUCCUAUUUGUUAAGUAGAGAUCCUGUCUAUCUGCCACUAGAACCACAAAAAUACUCUUAAAAAUCCAUGUCACUUCAAUUAGAGCCAUUUGAAAGUAAUGAAGGUGUGGUGCAGAAGUGUUUCAGAAUAUGGUCAUGAGAGCCCGGCUUUAAAUCUCUAGCUGAUCAGACAUGCUGUAUGCUCUCUUCUUCACCCAGCAAGGAUCAAGGUCAGGUGUAACUUAAGGAUUUGUGGCCUUGCUACCUUGCUGGAAUGGAAGGCUGUGCCCCUCUGUGUGUGUGUGUGUGUGUGUGUGUGUGUGUGUGUGUGUGUGUGUGUGUGUGUGUGUGUAAUACAAGAGACAAAUUGAUGUCACUCAAUGAUGGUAGGAGGACUCUCUCUCUCUCUCUCUCUCUCUCUCUCUCUCUCUCUCUCUCUCUCUCUCUCUCUCUCUCUCUUUCUCCAUUUAUCAAUUAAAAAGGGAAUUGUGCAGCAUAAUAUCGUCCAUGAGGUGGCAAAUAGUGGGAGAGCGGCUAACUGGCUUAGAUAUUGAAGAGAACUGAGUAGAGCAAAGAAGUUGAGAAGGUUUUUAAAAUACUGUAGCAGAAUCAAGUAAUUAUUUUCUUGUUUGUAGUAUUUGUAUUGAUUCACUAAUUUUAAGUUGACACAUACUACCUAUGAAAGCCAGAUAAUUAUAUUUUCUAUAAUGAUUAUGUACAUUUAUGAUUAUAAUUUCAUGUUAGCUUUGUAAAAUGGCUGUGUUGUGUUGGAUGGCUGGUUGGUUUGUUGUACAUGAGACCAUUCUUUGUGUGUGUGUGUGUGUGUGUGUGUGUGUGUGUGUGUGUGUGUGUGUGUUCUUACCUAAUUGUAUUUCACAGUAUUACGUCAGGCUCAUAAUCUCCUGUCUUUUAAAGUUAAUGUGUGUGUGUGUGUGUGUGUGUGUGUGUGCGCUAGGAUAAGUAAAUGCAGGCAUGAAUGAAGUUCCACAACAAAUUUAGCUCAGAAGCAUAACUCAUCAUCACACAACUUGUUUCUCAGUGACAGUCUUAUAAUGAUUUGCCUCACAUUACUUCCAUUCACUGUGUGCCAUAUCACUGCUCCAUUGCUCAUCUUACCUCAGCACAUUGCAUAAUAGACAAGAAUUGUGCCCUGUUAGCUGUACAUAAUUAUUACUGAAUUAACUACAGGAUGUGCUCUCUCUCUCUCUCUCUCUCUCUCUCUCUCUCUCUCUCUCUCUCUCUCUCUCUCUCGUGUUGAAAUAGUACUACAUGAAAUAUUAAUCUGUCAUGUUUUAACUACUAGUAAAAUGUCAUCAAACACACACACACACACACACACACACACACACACACACACACACACACACACC